This is a messenger RNA of Chaetomium globosum CBS 148.51, 1641 nucleotides long. RefSeq lists its product as uncharacterized. The record is from RefSeq and is a predicted model, not a curated record. Lineage: Eukaryota; Fungi; Ascomycota; Sordariomycetes; Sordariales; Chaetomiaceae. Bases 1 to 1641 code for a protein of 546 amino acids. Gene Ontology annotation, biological process: protein farnesylation. The transcript has 4 exons. Gene Ontology annotation, molecular function: protein farnesyltransferase activity. Gene Ontology annotation, cellular component: protein farnesyltransferase complex.
AUGGCAGCCCAACAACGGCGACCACCACCAUCGGAUUCAUCACCGUCUCCGGCAACCCGCAGUGGUGAUAUCGAACAAGUAGACGAAGAAAUAACAUUCGACAAAAUACACCCGGGCUUUAUGAUUCCCGAUCUUUUCACACAACUCCCGCCCGUACGGGACACCCUCGUCACGGGCACCUCUACGGUCCAGGAUGAGACCGUCGAGGUCUGUCUUCCGUUCCUGGCCGGGGAGGAUGGGGAUUUCAAGUACAACGGACACGGCGUGCCCGGUAUUUACAGGGCGAAGCACGUCCGGUUCUUGCAUCAGUGCUUGGGAAAACUUCCCGCCCGCUUCGUGGCUGCCGACGCUAGCAGGCCGUGGUUUCUGUACUGGUGUUUGUCGGCGCUCACCAUGCUUGGAGAAGAUGUGACAUCUUACCGGGACUCGAUCAUUCAGACUGCGCGCUCGAUGCAGAACGACACGGGUGGGUUUGGCGGUGGUGGCAGGCAGCUCUCCCACAUAGCGACGACUUAUGCUGUGGUCCUGUCACUUGCGUUGGUUGGGGGUGAGGAGGCAUAUCAAGUGGUUGAUCGGAAGGCGAUGUGGAAGUGGCUCGGCAGCUUGAAGCAACCAGAUGGCGGAUUCCAGGUCUUCGUUGGGGGCGAGGAAGAUAUCAGGUAUGUCUGUUCAGGGAAACAAGAGAAGAAGGUUCAAGCUGACCACCGAGAAAGGGGGGCAUACUGCGCAGCGGUCAUAAUCUCACUGCUGCGUCUCCCGCUGGAUCUGGCACCCGAGUCCCCGGCAUAUACGGGAAGCAGCAGUGUCAACCUCCUCACUGGUGUAGCCGACUAUGUACGACGAUGUCAAACAUUCGAAGGCGGCAUAUCAGGCCAGCCAAACGCCGAGGCCCACGGGGCAUACGCCUUCUGCGCGCUUGGUUGCCUCGCACUUCUCGACCACCCAGGCCGCAGCAUCCCAAGCUAUCUCGACGUUCCACGGCUGAUCGCCUGGUUGUCGUCACGGCAGUAUGCACCCGAGGGGGGCUUCUCCGGACGCACCAACAAGCUGGUUGACGGCUGUUACAGUCACUGGGUCGGCGGAUGCUUUCCACUCAUCGAGGCAUGCCUCAACAGCAACAUAGGCCGCAGUAGCAGCGGUGGGGCCGUGGCCGCAGACGACCCGGCCGCCACCGCCACCGCAACCACUCGCACCACCACCAAAACCAGUCUACAGCCAGCAGACGAAAGCCUAUUCAGCCGAGAAGGUCUGAUCCGGUACAUUCUCUGCUGCUGCCAAGACCAGACCAGACGGGGCGGCCUGCGCGACAAACCCGGAAAAAUGUCAGACGCCUACCACUCCUGCUACGUCCUCUCGGGCCUUAGCUCGGCCCAGCACCAGUGGGAGCUCGACGCGCUCGAGGAGCCCGACGCGCAGCAGCCCGACGACGCCGCUGCCGCUGCCGCCGGGCCCAAUGAGCCACCCAGCAAGCCAGCGGCCGACCACCCCCGGGAGGCGGUGUGGGCGGUCCUGCCCUACCUCGACGGCCUGCAGGUCUUCGACAACAAGGACCGCGUGCGCCCCAUCCAUCCCGUCUACGCCAUCCCGCAGCCGAGCGUGCGCGCGAUUCAGGACUACUUUACGGACAGGCCAGGGUUCUGA